UUCAGGCGCGUGAAUCUUCGGUUGAAUUGAGCUCGCGCUGUUGUUUUGGGUUGAAUUGUCCUCCGGGAUCCAGCAGGUAUGUUCGCUGCGGGGCUGACAGAAGCCCUCUUCGGCUUUCAGCUAACCUGGCUUCAUAUUCAUGUCGCGUUCGGCGCGCUCUGCAUCAUCGUCAUCGUCCACAAGUUGACUCUGUUGACGGCCACGAGAAAAAGUCUGCUGCGAGACGUUGAAGCUUUUCCAGGACCACCGGGGAACUGGCUGUUCGGACAUGUCUUACAACUUAAACAAGAUGGAACAGACUUGGAGAGGGGGUUGAAGUGGGGAGAGCAGUACCCCUAUGCCUUCCCCAUGUGGUUUGGCCCUUCUGUCUGCUUUCUCAACAUACAUCAUCCAGAUUAUGCCAAAACAAUACUGACAACAACAGAACCAAAAGAUGAUUUGGCCUAUAGGUUUAUCGAGUCAUGGAUCGGAAACGGAUUACUGGUGUCAAAAGGUCAGAAGUGGUUUCGACACAGGAGGCUCUUGACCCCGGGCUUCCACUAUGAUGUCCUAAAGCAUUAUGUCAACCUGAUGUCAGAGUCUGCACAAGUUAUGCUGGAUAAAUGGGAGAGCUAUGCAAACACCUCUGAGACGUUUGAGUUGUUUGAACACGUGAGCCUCAUGACGCUGGACAGCAUCUUGAAGUGCGCCUUUAGCCACAACAGCAACUGCCAGAGAGAGGGGGAAACAAACAAAUACAUCAAAGCUGUGUAUGAGCUGAGCGAUCUGAUCAGCUUCCGGAUGAGAACGUUUCCAUACCACAGUGACCUUAUUUUCUACCUUAGCCCACAUGGUUUCAGACACAGGAGAGCAUGCAAGGUGGCUCACAGUCAUACACAGGAAGUAAUAAGGAAGAGGAAGGAGGCACUAAAGGAAGAGACCGAGUCGAGUCGCAAGAGAAACUUGGAUUUUUUGGACAUCUUACUCUUUGCAAAAGAUGAGAACCAGCAGGGUCUGUCAGAUGAAGAUAUACGUGCAGAGGUGGACACCUUUAUGUUUGAGGGCCAUGACACCACGGCCAGCGGCAUCUCCUUCAUCCUGUACUGUCUGGCCAGCCACCCAGAGCACCAGAAGAUUUGCAGAAAUGAGGUGAUGGAGGCCCUGGAUGGAAAGGACACCAUUGAAUGGGAGGAUCUGAACAAAAUUCCCUACACAACAAUGUGCAUAAAAGAAUCGCUACGCCUUUACCCUCCUGUGCCAGGAAUAUCAAGGAAACUCACCAAACCCAUCACCUUUUUUGAUGGAAGGACCUUACCAGCAGGUUUUAAAGUUGGAACAAGUGUUUUUGGAAUUCACAGAAAUGCCACGGUCUGGGAAAACCCUGAAGUUUUUGACCCGCUCCGUUUUCUCCCUGAAAAUGUUUCCAAGAGAUCACCUCAUGCUUUUGUGCCUUUCUCUGCUGGGGCGAGAAACUGCAUUGGUCAGAAUUUUGCUAUGAAUGAGAUGAAGGUGGUGAUCGCCAUGACGCUAAAGAAAUACCAGCUGAUAGAGGAACCCAGUUUGAAGCCCAGGAUAAUUCCUCGACUGGUUCUGCGCUCACUUAAUGGAAUUCACAUCAAGAUCAAACCUGUGGAAGCACAGAAGUAAAGGGAACAUAAAAUAACUGCAGUUAAGAAAAACACUUGGGAUAAUGAAUAAGCUGUUUUUUAAACUAUUUUGUGUAUUUUGCUAGCAAAAAACUUGAAAUUUGUAAUUGUUUAGUGUCAAAGCAGUAUAGAGGAAACAUGUUUUUUAAUAAGGAAUUAAAGUUUGGUUGCACUUUGCAAAUCAAGAAAAGACUGAGAAUGUUUGUGAAACUUUAGUUUUAAUAAAUGUUAUGACUCAUCUGUG
Molecule: messenger RNA, 1869 nt
Organism: Oryzias latipes (Japanese medaka)
Lineage: Eukaryota; Metazoa; Chordata; Actinopteri; Beloniformes; Adrianichthyidae
Gene: cyp4t8
Product: cytochrome P450, family 4, subfamily T, polypeptide 8
Molecular function (GO): oxidoreductase activity, acting on paired donors, with incorporation or reduction of molecular oxygen; heme binding; monooxygenase activity
Source: RefSeq, a predicted model, not a curated record